CUGUUUUCUGUGUUACACGUUCCCCUUCCAUGCUUUCGAGAUUAUCAAGAUUUCAUCACAUUCCUCCGUCUCUCUCUCGUUUGUCCGCUGGUUCUGGAGUAUUACAGAUCCGAACAAGCAUGGUAAGCGAUAAUGAGGUACUGCAGCGCAUGGGCAAGCGAGCGGAUCAGGCCGAGGAGCUAGUCGAACUUCUAAAAGGGCAUCUGCAGUGUCUGCAAAAGGCAGCCGAAAAGGCACAAUCUCCAAGCUCACAGGCACAGGUAGAGUCUCUGAAAAAAGAGAAUGAAAAACUUAAAGCAGAGGCUACCAAACUAAAGAAAGAACUGGAGUACUGGGAAAUCAGAAAUGGAGUUCAGCAAGUUGCCUUGCCAUCCAGUGGAAAAGGUGCAACACCCCAACAGGCCGCACCUGUCGCAGCCUUGCCCACUAUUCCGCCCCCUACUGCUGCCCCCGAACCAGCCAAAAACCAGCCAGCACAGGACAAGAAGAAGGAAAAGAAAUCUGAGAAAAAACCAAAGACCGAGAAGCCAAAAAAAGACGAAAAAAAUUCAGGAGCUGCUGACAUAAGUGUCUCUCGUCUAAACUUUAUGGUGGGGAAAAUCCAGUCAAUAAAAAAACAUCCUGAUGCAGAUUCGCUGUUUGUUGAAGAAAUUGAUGUAGGGGAGGCAGCACCAAGAACUAUUUGUAGUGGUCUGAAUGGCCAUAUUGAGAUGUCAUCUCUGCAGGAUGCAAUGGUUGUGAUCUUGGCCAAUUUGAAACCAGUUAAGAUGCGUGGGAUAUUCUCCCAAGGAAUGGUGAUGUGCUGUAAUCGCGAUGAGAAGUGGACAGUGGUCGUGCCCCCGGAGGGUGCUGCACCCGGUGACAGGGUUGUGUUUGACGGACAAGAGGGUGAACCAGAUGCACAGCUUAACCCUAAGAAGAAGGUCUGGGAGACCCUUGCUCCAGACUUUAAGACCAAUUCUGAGGGACAGCCUUGCUUCCGUGACCUUCCAUUUACCGUCCGUGGCAAGGGGGUGUGUGCUUCUGGCGGUAUUAUUGAUGGUGUUGUCCGAUAAUUAAGUAGUACCGGUAGCCAUGAUGAUAAGGAAUAAAUGAAUUUGAAGUUGA
Molecule: messenger RNA, 1107 nt
Organism: Nematostella vectensis (starlet sea anemone)
Lineage: Eukaryota; Metazoa; Cnidaria; Anthozoa; Actiniaria; Edwardsiidae
Product: aminoacyl tRNA synthase complex-interacting multifunctional protein 1
Exons: 9
Coding region: 30-1055 (341 amino acids)
Molecular function (GO): tRNA binding
Source: RefSeq, a predicted model, not a curated record